Messenger RNA from Ornithodoros turicata, 1164 nucleotides. RefSeq lists its product as uncharacterized. NCBI's taxonomy places the organism in Eukaryota, Metazoa, Arthropoda, Arachnida, Ixodida, Argasidae. Bases 1 to 1164 code for a protein of 387 amino acids. The transcript has a single exon. The record is from RefSeq and is a predicted model, not a curated record.
AUGGCUACGUCUGCACAGGGCAUCGUGACGUACCUGCAGACCGCUGUGGCAGAAGCCUCUGGACCGGCAGGAACACUCUGGGUCAGAGUACUAUUAGACAACGGCAGCCAACGAACCUUUGUAACAGAGGACCUGACACGAAGGUUAGGGUGCGAAGCGCAGGGUUCCGAAGAUCUGGCGAUCUUUUCCUUCGGCUCGACACGACGUUCUGCACGUCAUACGUGCGCUAAGGUCAGCCUCUCUCUCAGCGGACUACACGAGUCCCAGGACUUGGACGCUCUCACGGUCCCAGAUAUCUGCAGCUCCCUCAACCCUGCAGUAGGCGGCACUGUUGCAGCACUCUUGCAAGAUCAUGGCCUAGAACCCGCGCCGACUUCUUGUCCCUCUGACAGCGUCGACAACGUCGACAUUCUGGUAGGCGCUGAUUAUUACUGGCGAUUUGUAUCCGGCAAAAUUGUUCGACUAAGCGAAGACCUGACUGCGGUCGACACGCUCUUCGGAUGGACAGUCCAAGGGCCCGCCAACAUCUCCUCCCUUGUUUGGGUGUCAUCAGUUGUGUCGCUGCUGUGCUGCGCCGAAACAGGCGCUGUUCUAGAUCCGACCGAAAUGUGGCGGCUUGAUGCACUGGGCAUCACAGCUCCCGCCAGCAAAGACACAGGAGAAGCCGACCGCAUCCUUUUCGAGGAAGACAUCAAAUUCCAGGAAAACCGAUAUCAAGUCCCUUUAAUGAUAAAAGAGCCUGGACUCCCUCUAGAAGCCAACAACAAGAUAACAGCAGAAAGGAGAUUAAACGCGCAGCUACGACGUUUCCGCACGGCGCCCGACGUCCUUCAGCAGUACGAUCAAACUAUGCGGGAAUAUUUCACAGAGGGCCACGCGGAACCUGUCAGAGACCCGGACCCGCCGAGGAACCUGUAUUACCUACCUCACCACGCCGUAAUACGCAAGGAUGCAGUCACCACCAGGAUAAGAAUCGUAUUUGACGCUUCGUCCCAUAUUCCGGGCCAGCCUUCGCUGAAUGACGUCCUGUCGAAGGGUGCAAACAUCAACAGUGACUUACUUCAUCUGCUGCUGACCUUCCGUUCCUACCCCAUUAUCCUCACCGCCGACAUACGAAAGGCUUACUUGCAGAUUCAAAUCAAUUCAAGAGUGGCGCAUGACUAG